Molecule: messenger RNA, 906 nt
Organism: Boeremia exigua
Lineage: Eukaryota; Fungi; Ascomycota; Dothideomycetes; Pleosporales; Didymellaceae
Exons: 2
Coding region: 145-795 (216 amino acids)
Source: RefSeq, a predicted model, not a curated record
UGGGGCGAUGUGGGAAACUUGAUAUGGGGUAGGUGUACUGCAGGAAGGGUAGAAAUCCUUCAUUCGACCUGCAACUAUCUCGAAUAAGACGUUGAACUAUUGCGAGACCGUCUCCACUUCAUCGAAGCCCCAAACAUCACCACAAUGGUCGCCCAACCCAUUGGCACAAAGAAGUCCGUCGCAGGUCCCAAAACUACGGGCCCCAAAGCCGUUGGAGCAGCAAAGAAGCCCGUAUCGGCCCAGACGAAAACGGUCCCGUACAAGAAACCCGCCACAGCACCAGCAAAAAAGGCUAUCACAUCCAAAACAGCGACUAAGAAGCCCCUUGGCGCCCCUGCUGUCAAGAAGCCUGUUGGCUCGCAACCGAUUGGUGCAAAGAAGGCCAUCCCACCAGCACCAAAGAACGUCGUAAAGCCGCAGAAUAAGAGCUGGCUUACAAAGGCCAUUGGUGCAGCGUCGUCAGGCAUCAGUAGCGCGACAAGUGCUGCCGCGAGCGGCGUGGGAAAUGCUGCCGGCGCGGUAGUAACAGCUGCUGGGAAUGGCGUUGCUGGUGCUGGAAGGGGUGCUGGUGCAAGCAUAUCAAACACAUCGCGAGGCUGGGGUGACAUGGUCCGCGAGUAUGGCAACUCCAUCAAGGACAUGACUGGCGCCGCGGGCAGCCGGGCGACUACCAAGGGAAACCCCCUGGGUCUAUCAACAAGUGCCGCAGGAGGCGCUGCGAGCAUGGCAACCAGGCCUGGCGUCACAGGUAGCACAGUGAAGAAGUCCAGCGCGAGCAAUCCCCUGGGGCUGUAAGACACGGGCAGAGAAGAUAGAUACGGUGUAAGAUAUGAGCGGUUAUGGUACACGAAAAAUCAGGUCUAUGAAUUUGGUGGGGUAUCUUGGAAAUAUAUGGUACAAUGAAGU